AUGGAUUCAUGGCGAUUAUUGGAAAUAGCUGUUCUUUCAUUAAUUAUAGAUAGCCAAUUAGACUCAGUUUAUGGAACACUAUGGUCAGAAUGGUGGACGUACAGUGGUGUGUCAGGUGCUGAAUAUUGGGGAAAGGCUAAUAAAGCUUGGAUUAUCUGUAGCAAAGGAAAGUACCAGUCACCUAUUAACAUCGACCCAAAAAGCUUGGUUCAUGACCCAAACCUAAAACGAUUGAAUGUAAGCCAGAAUAAGGUUAAAGGCAUUUUAUUGAAUACAGGCAGAGAUCUAAAAGUUGUAGUUAAAAACACAGAUGAGAAGCCUUUCAUCUUUACAGGUGGACCUUUGUCUUAUGAAUAUACUUUAUUUGAAAUAAAAAUACAUUUCGGCGAUAAUAACACCAGAGGAUCUGAACAUAGUAUUGGUGGUAAAAAGUUUCCUUUGGAGAUCCAGCUGUAUGGUUAUAAUGCAGAAAUCCACAAAAACAGCACUCAAGCAUUAAACUCGCCAAAUGGUAUCGCUGCUAUUUCUAUUUUAGCUCUGCUCAGCGAAGAGGACAACAUUAAUUUUGAUGCUUUGAUACAAUCGCUCGACAAAGUUCAUUUCAAAGGAUCAUCAAUCGCGAUAGAUGGAUUUUCUGUGAACGCUAUUUUGCCACCCCUUGAUUAUUUUGUAACAUACGAGGGUUCGUUGACACAACCAGGAUGUAUGGAAACCGUGACAUGGAUUAUAUUGAACAAACCACUGCAUAUAUCAUUUUCUCAGUUACGAUCUCUCCGGAUUCUGAAUACUUCAAAUGGUAGUCAACACCCACUAUCAACAAACAACUUCAGAAGCAUAACAUCUGGUCACGGUCGAUUGAUUAGAACAAACAUCAAAUCAAAAGUAAAGGAUGAUGAUUGUUACACCAUGAAAUUGACAUCGUACGAAGUAAAUAAACAGUUUAAACAAGAAAGUCCAAAGUGAAGAGAACCUUUUCAGAAUAAGAAGAGAAGUCUUCCAAAGAUAAACUCGUGUCUUCCAGGUUAUUCAUUAAUUUAUUGAAGUGCCUAUAUUAUUUCCCAGUGCUUUGUGUCCUUGUGUACGUUGCUACUAAUUAGGAUCAAUGGAGGCUACCCUGAUACUUAUGAAGUUAUCACUAUUAUUACGUAUGGUGUAAAUGUACUAGUCGUGCGAGGUUUAAACAAUACAAAUCAAUAAUUCACAUGUGCAUAUAUAGUCGAUAGUGUAUUGUCUUUCUACUAUCCAGAAUGCGAUAUUGCAAUUUAAAACUGCUUGUGACACAUUUAACACCAUGAACAAAUUUCAUCUGAUGUUAAUAUUGUAUAUGCAAUCAUUACGUUAUACUGAUCUGCAAACAUAGGCUGUAUAUGAUAUAUUUCUGUGUAAAAGUAUAGUGGUUUAUAUUAAUAUGAAAUGAUUUGCUGUAAGCCGACAAUUUUUUAUACAGAAUGUCAGGCGAUCUAUCUAGGUAUACCAUUGUUAUGAUUAAGAUGCUUACCAUAGACAUUGACAGUGAUUGUUAUCUAAAAAAUAAUAUUUCCUCCUCCAGAGACGUAUAAAGUCACAUUAUUCCUAACAUUUUGCUAGUUUCAUUGUGCUGCGUUAUAUCAUUUUCAGACAAAUGUCCUAUAACGCGAGGAAAUGCAUUAUCGUUCCACAAUAAAUGUCAUACUAUACAACAGUUUGGAAUUGAUUAUCACAAAUAAUAACAGUUAUUAAAGGGAUUGAAUAUAUCAAGGAGUCUCUCUGUCAUUUGUCAUCCAAUAUGUAAAAUUAAUAAUACAAUGUUACAAAGUUCAUCAAUAAUAAAUUUAAAAAUGCCUAGCA
Messenger RNA from Mytilus californianus (California mussel), 1827 nucleotides. Its product is annotated as carbonic anhydrase-related protein 10-like. Gene Ontology annotation, molecular function: carbonate dehydratase activity; zinc ion binding. The coding region runs from base 1 to 963 and encodes 320 amino acids. NCBI's taxonomy places the organism in Eukaryota, Metazoa, Mollusca, Bivalvia, Mytilida, Mytilidae. The transcript is spliced from 11 exons. The record is from RefSeq and is a predicted model, not a curated record.